Ceraceosorus guamensis is the source of this 3592-nucleotide messenger RNA. RefSeq lists its product as hypothetical. The transcript is spliced from 3 exons. NCBI's taxonomy places the organism in Eukaryota, Fungi, Basidiomycota, Exobasidiomycetes, Ceraceosorales, Ceraceosoraceae. The record is from RefSeq and is a predicted model, not a curated record. Gene Ontology annotation, biological process: positive regulation of substrate adhesion-dependent cell spreading; positive regulation of integrin-mediated signaling pathway; cell-cell adhesion. The coding region runs from base 232 to 3231 and encodes 999 amino acids. Gene Ontology annotation, cellular component: cytoplasm; cell-cell junction; focal adhesion.
CCAAGGGUGCGCUUAGAUGACCGGGCUGAGCGCCGCUCGACAUAGCAUCAUAAAUCAGCGCAAACGACCAUCUCGUGCUCUUGAACUUUGACCGCACUUUAGUCCCUGCCUCUUCACUUUCGCCCCGAUGCGUCUGCAAUCAGUCGCCCGGUAAGAGCACACUCGUUGGGGAAGUCGGACUGAUUUCGCUCAGCACAGCAGGUGGGCAUAUCCGCCAUCGAAGCAGCAACAAUGUCGCGCGUGCCCUCAAGAGCCACCUCUCCUGCUCCAACGGCAGCGCAACCUUCUUCCUCUUCGGAUCUAUCCUCAGCAUGGCACGCCUACGCUCCCUCUCUACCUCCACCUUCCCCUUCGUCCGCGUCCAGACCGCGAUCAAGAGCUAGCAGCUUGAUACCUUCCAAUAGGUCACAAUCGCUCGAGUUCGACACGGCUACCAGGGGCGGCACGCUGCCCAGCGAUACAUUCAGCCCUGAGCCAGACCGGCCCGCAUCUCCUCAACCUCCUUCGAGCCAUGCUGGCGCUAUGAACAGCCGUAACGAUGCUCGGCCCCGUCCAGUGAGCAGUCAGGGUUUCCAUCCGUCACCGUCACAGCAGCCCGUGGCGCAGCAUCCAUCCCAUGGCUAUGGUGCUCGGUCUCACCAGCCGCUGGCAGCAAGUCAAGUCCAAAGCGGCGUGGAAUACGAUCGUCCGAGGACGGGUAGCGGACCGCCUUCGGAGCAGGGCUGGCAGUAUCAACACCAACAUGUACCUCACCAACACGAGCGCAGCUCAAGCAGAGCUAGGUACGACAGCAGUCCUGCCAGUCCUGGUGCUAGCGCAGCUCAGCCUGCCUUUGGUCAAGCGACACAGCAGCAACCAGCCUAUAUCCCUGUAGUCAACUUUCCCAACACGUACGGUGCACCCAUGCCACACACGACCGAUGCCUAUGGUAGACCAAUACCUCCGCAUCCGGCACAUCCACCUCCCGCCGAUCCCCUGCGCUCGCAGUACGCAGCCCAGCAGUGGUAUCCUCAACAUCAACCGCAUGCUCAUGCUCAUGCGCGAGUUGCGCCUGCUCAGCAAAGCAUAUCGGCGCAAGCAUACACUCAGGCGCCAGCUACACAUCCUGGGUGGCAACUCCCCAACCAGGCUGGACAGGUCGUGUCACCCGCGGCACCGCAGUACACCCCGCAGCCUGCCCAACAGAUUCCUCCGACCAGCGUCCAUCAUUCUCCACCUCAUGCUGACACGGCAGGCGCACCUCGACCCUUUCCCAGUACCGCCCAAGCAGGACACAUUGCCGGCUAUGUACACCCUGAAAGCGGCCCGCCUGGAUUGCCUUCCUCGACCUCGACUCCAAAUUCUAGGCCUCUUCCUCAGCCAACUCCAGGCGCUCCGGCUCCCGCGCGAUCUCCAUCUUUGCCCGCUCAAGGUCCCUUUCAAGGAGCGCAGGCUCUUUCGAGCGCGCCUUCUGUCCGACGUGGUCUGCCUCAACCGCCGCCUGGUGCUGCACCUGCCCCACCCCCUCCUCGAGUCGCAUCUGGUGCAGCCUUGCCUCGUAAUGGGACGCUGAGCAGAGCGGACAGUCAAAGAAUGGCCGCUGAAGCUCUUAUGGCUCGUGGACCGCCUCGGAGGGGCAGAGGAGCUCUUGGCUCUAGUGCGACCAUGGGGCGUGCAGCGCUGCUCAAUGCGAUGAAUAACGAUCCACAGACCCCUGCUGCCGCGUCGCCUCCUCAAACUUUCUCUGCUUUCCCACCACCCGCUAUGCAAAGCUCAAACAUAGCAUCUGGGAACGGAACAUCACAAGCAGAUCUCGUGGAAAGUCUUUCAAACGUGCAGAUUUUCCCAAGCGACUCUGCGUAUGCGCAGCCUGUACCCAAGCGAUCUCAAGGCGACCAGUCGGGCAUGGAGCCGCCGAUCGCCGAUCAACCCGCUCGACCAGCCUCGCGUGGUCCUCGAGACGAUAUCAGAGCUGGCAGGGAGCGGAGGCUGAGCUCGCAUGGAGCGAUCACUGCUGAGCCUGUUGGGCCCGUUCUUGCAAACCCUUCAUCUCACGCCUCAUCGCCGCAGCACCAUGAUCAGACUCAGUUGGCAACCGCAGUCAACGUCCCGACUAUUUUCAGUCCUCCACCUGAUGAGCGUCCGGCUGUGCCUACGAUCGAUUUUGGGGAUGGACCUCCGACUUCACCGAUCAAGCCACCCUCGAUACUAAUUGGAGUGCAAGAGGACGAAAUCCCAGUCCGACGCGCGAGUGCCACCAAAGCACCCUCGAUUGCCAUCGAUGCACUACAAACGACGACGAUCUCUGUCACCCCCGUGGCGGAAGACGAAGAAGAUACUGCGCCGAGGAUCGCAGUCUCUGGCCCGAACAUCUCCAUCUCGGUCGCAGACGACGAGGACGACACGGGCGGUCCCGCCUCUGCGCCGAAAGCUAGUAUCAGCAUUUCUCAUUCAGGUCCUCUGGCUUCGCCUCAACGGGCUUCAGCAGAGUCGGCACCCACCCAAUCGCAGCACAUCGGGCGCGCUCAACCUCAAGCGGCAUCAGCGCCCACUCUCGGAUCAGGAUUUGCCUGUGGCGCGUGCCACAAGUGGAUAGGAGGUCGAGUUGUAUCUGCCAUGAACCAGAGGUUUCAUCCUGCCUGCUUCAAGUGCUCGCAUUGUUCCGAAGCGCUGGAGCACGUGGCAUUCUACGAACAUGAGGGCAAGGCUUUCUGUCAUUUUGACUAUCACGAGCUAUUUAGCCGGAGGUGUUUCCACUGUCGAACGCCUAUCGUGGACGAGAGGUUCAUCACCAUUAGCGACCCUGAACUGGUAGGAUCGGCAGGGGCCAAUGGUUCGGUCAAAGGCGGCGCGACGGAACGGAGCUAUCACGAUUUGCACUUCUUUUGUGCGAAUUGUGGGGAUCCCUUCAUCGAUCCCAAAGCUGCUGGUAGUGCGGCCGGAGCGGACCCUCAAAACCUGUCCUUUGACGAGAAUGGCAACCUGCGCGCAGGCGCCCGGGAGUUUGUCGUAUGGAAGGGCUAUCCCUAUUGCGAAAAGUGCCACAUUCAGCUGCACAAGCCGCGCUGCAAAGGGUGUCGACAGCCCAUCGUCGAGGGAGACGUCAUCACGGCCCUCAAAGCUAAGUGGCACCCCCAUUGCUUCGUCUGCGAAGGGUGCAAGCGACCCUUUGAAAGCCCCAACUUCUUCAUUCGUGGUAACAAAGCGUACGACGAGGAUUGCUACAAAGUCAUGCUACGCAACGAGCUUUGAUGUAGGAGAGAAAGACUACAUACAGAUUUGCGUUGAUCAUCCUGAAACGGUCUAUGCAUUGUACUUGUAACACUACAAUUCGCAAGAUGCAUCGCUGCCCGAACAACAAUCGUGUAUACUCACGCUUGCAAGGUGCAUAUCCGCACCGUGCGAUCGAAGCCGACGCUAGCCACCGUGCCCUCAUCGUCAAUAACGACUAGGUCCUGUGGGAACGAGUGGGCGCCAAGCGAAACAUCAGGGUAGGAUGCGCAGUGUCGUACAUGUGCUUUUGCACGUGCUCACCUUGAUGACCGUGUUGCCUCCCCUUGACCAGCUGGCUGCGCUGAGCUCUUCUCUGACCACGCCGGCUCCUGAUCUAGCC